GGUCUAGAGGGAGAGAAGGGAAGGAUGUUGCGGAAAUGUAUGUGUGGGGAGAGGGUCGAGGGACGCGUGUCUGGUGUGAGGAUCAGAUCCAGGAUCCACAGAGCCCAGUUUUGUCCUUUGCCCGCUGGGCUUCACUGUGUAUCAGGGAAACCCCUCCCAGGGCAGCAUAGACGGUCCAAAAUUGUAUCAUAUUCUGUCCCCUCUCAGGGUUCUCGAACGUGAGAGGUAAUAAUUUCAUGGGGGUGUGAGGGGUGGGGCGGGGAGUCCCACUCAGAAACAUUAGCGUCCAGCAGGAGGCUCUGGUAGUCAUUUAGUCGAUGGUACCUUGGAACACUAAUACAAAGUCACAUCAACCAGUGCUUCUACAAUGUAGUGUAUGGUCAUAAUUCGUGAUUUUAAAAAAUGAGCUCGUGGGAUCACGGUCUUGGCAGGAUGCAUCAGGACAACUGGGCGUGAUGGUUUCAGCAAUUAUUCUUUAACAAACUGAAAAUGAAUGAAAAUAAAGAAACUGAUUCAAAAGAAACUGGAGAAUAUGAAGAUGACUUUGAAAAGGACCUCGAGUGGUUAAUUAAUGAAAAAGAAAUUGAUGCCAACAUAAUAGAGAUGGCUUAUGAGAAGGAAGAGAAUAUUAAUCAGGAAUUAAAAGAAAAUGAAACAGAAAUAGAACACGUGAAACACCUUGAUAAGUCUUUGAAGGAUGAGGUUUCACCAAGAAGAAAUGACUUUAUUUCUAUCCCAAGUAUUCAGUCUUUGGAUCGCAUCUCAGAUUCAGAUAGUGAAAACUCUUUUCAGGAAUCCAAACUAGAAAGUCAGAAAGACCUGGAGGAGGAAGAGGAUGAGGAAGUAAGCAGAUAUAUUAAGGAGAAAAUCGUACAAGCUAACAAGCUUCUACAGACCCAAGAACCGGUGGAUGAUAAAAGGGAACGAAAACUUAAGUUCAAGGACAAAUUAGUUGAUCUGGAAGUUCCUCCACUAGAAGACAAUGAUACUUACAAAAAUUAUUUUGAAAAUGAAAAUCAUAUGUCUGGAAAACUAUCCCAGUUAUGUAUUUCCAGUGAGUUAGGGCAAGAAAAUGUAUUCCUGUCUCUCACUGAAGGAAGCUUUGAAGAAAACAAGGAUAUGAAGGUACUGGUAGAGAAAGAUGGAAAGUUUGAACUUCUGAAUUUACAAGAUAUUGAGAGCCAGGGGUUUUUGCCCCCCAUCAGUAAUGCUAAUAGUACCAAAAAUGAUCCUCAGCAGUUGUUACUCAGAUCUCCCAACUCAUCUAUCAAUGGUGUCAAGAAAGAAGAGCCCACAGCAAAGACUCACCUUACUCAGUCAUCAACAGGAGAGCCACUGGCUUAUGUCCCUCAGCCACCACCCAACCCCAAGAUUCGUCCACACUCUGCUGCCACCUCACAUAGGAAUAAAGGAAAUGGGAAAUCUCAUCAUCGGACACAGUCUGCCAAUAUGUCUCCCAUGACCUCAACAUACUAUCUUUCCCUUCAACAGAAAGAACUCCAGAAACAGCUAGAAAGGAAGAGAGAAAAGCUUAAGAGAGAAGAAGAACAACGGAAAAUAGAAGAAGAGAAACAAAAGAAAAAAGAGAAUGACAUGGUUUUCAAAGCAUGGUUGCAAAAAAAGAGAGAAAAGUUUCUAGAAAUGCGGAGAAUCCAGCGAGCUAAGCAAAUUGAGGACAAGAACAGCAGACAGGAAGAUAGAGAUCCGCAAGAAGCUUUUCGAUUAUGGCUUAAGAAAAAGCAUGAGGAGCAGAUGAAAGAAAGAAAGUCAGAAGAACUAAGAAAGCAAGAGGAAUGCUUAUUCUUCCUUAAAGGAACAGAAGGCCAGGAAAAGGCUUUUAAACAAUGGCUAAGAAGGAAACGAAUAGAGAAAAUAGCAGAGCAGCAGGCUGUUGAAGAGAGAGCUAGACAGCUACGACUAGAAGCAAGGCGUUCGAAACACUUACAGAACUACCUGUAUAAUAUGCCAGAAGCCAAAUCUUUUCGUUUUACUGAUCAUUAUAACUGAAGGAAUUUAGUAAACAUCUGUCAGCUGCUAUCAUCAAAAAUUUUUGUAUCGUUUUUUAUGGCUCUUGUGUCUUGGUAAUACUCUAAAUUAUGAAUACUCUAAAUUAUAGUAUUUAUCUUUUGGUGAUACUGAUAUUUUUAACACUGUAACAAAAUAAACUCAAUUUUGGAAUGUGUUGUGCCCCCUCUUAGUUUGUGCAACAAUUAGAAAAAGAAUAAACUCAUGUUCUUCUACUUCUAAAGUAUUUUAACAUUUUUGUCUAAAAAGAAAAUAGAAAGGGAGGGAGUUCUACACAUUGUUCCUACUACCAUUUUUAA
Molecule: messenger RNA, 2324 nt
Organism: Fukomys damarensis (Damara mole-rat)
Lineage: Eukaryota; Metazoa; Chordata; Mammalia; Rodentia; Bathyergidae
Gene: Ccdc181
Product: coiled-coil domain containing 181
Exons: 6
Coding region: 490-2007 (505 amino acids)
Molecular function (GO): microtubule binding
Source: RefSeq, a predicted model, not a curated record